This is a messenger RNA of Pieris macdunnoughi, 474 nucleotides long. Lineage: Eukaryota; Metazoa; Arthropoda; Insecta; Lepidoptera; Pieridae. The record is from the annotation of a GenBank genome assembly.
AUGGUUUUUCAAUACCUAGCCUUUGAUAAAUUGGCUCGUCUAUUUAAAGUAAUCGCCCAUAACGGAGGUCCUAUUGGGAGUAUUAUGAAACUUUGGCGAACUGAUACGUUGAAGGAAGGUAGACUCGUGGGCACCGAUGCUUUCGGGAAUAAAUACUUUGAAAAUUCUUACUACAUGAUCUCUCGCUGUCGUUGGCUGGAGUUUAGCCCCAAGGUCAAGUGGAAUUAUGACGCCAGUCAAGUGACAGCUGAGUGGUACGGAUGGCUUCACUACAAAACUGAUCGUUUGCCUAGUCAAGAUUGUGCGAAAUAUUUGCUAAUGAGCUCCUCUUGGACCAACAAGUGGCUCUUGCCGUAUCAGGAAAAUCUGACGGGGACAGAAAAAGCGUAUAAUGCCUAUUCUACAACAAGGCCAUAUAUUUAUGUUUGGGAUGGAACAAGUAUCGCAAGUCGUGGCUGUCAAGCAGCUGGUUAA